Molecule: messenger RNA, 405 nt
Organism: Peronospora matthiolae
Lineage: Eukaryota; Oomycota; Peronosporomycetes; Peronosporales; Peronosporaceae
Source: the annotation of a GenBank genome assembly
AUGAAUAUGUUGGAUGAUGAAGAUGACCAAAGUUUUCACGCUACGCGUGACGGCUACUCCCAUUUGAGCGAUGUCGAAUGGGAUGCGGUUGAACGAAUGGGUUCGACCAUGGGCAUCCAUGCUGUUAGCGUCAUGCUAGAGGCUCUCAAUAGAGAUGCCCAACAUGCUACUAUCGCCAAGUUCAUUCAAAAUGAACUUGACGCUGAACGCGAGAAAGUAGCCUUGCUUCACCAACAAGGUUCUCAACAAGCAGAGUUGUUGAGAGAACAAGAUGCUCAACAGUUUGAACUGUUGAGACAGCAACAGGCUGCUGCUGGCGGGUCGAUGCACUCGCGUCGACCCGAGACUUUGAAGAUUGACAUCUCAAAGUAUAAGGGAGUCGAAGAGGACUCCCUCCUGAGAUAG